Molecule: messenger RNA, 744 nt
Organism: Aspergillus ochraceoroseus IBT 24754
Lineage: Eukaryota; Fungi; Ascomycota; Eurotiomycetes; Eurotiales; Aspergillaceae
Exons: 2
Coding region: 1-744 (247 amino acids)
Source: RefSeq, a predicted model, not a curated record
AUGGAGUCCUCGCGAGUAUCAACAUCACAACCCUCCGGCAACCCCCCCAGUGUCGAAGUCGCAUACAAACGCAAAUGCAUCGCCCUCAAGAAACGCCUUGGUGAGAUCGAAGCCGAAAACGAGCUCAUGCGCGUCCGGAACCGGCGCGGAUGGCAGUACAUACAGAAGAUGCGCCUGGAGUCUUGUAUUCUGCUCGAGCGUUUAGCCGCGGUCACUGGCAUGGCCGAGGAGGCCCAGGCAGGCGUGAACCCCGAACUGCGGGCGCGAGCUGCUGGGAUCGUAUCUGGAGCGGGGAACUUGAAUGGGGUUGCUAGCAAGGACGGACCGGGGUAUUUUGAGGAUGAGACGGAGGGAAGUUCCGAUGAGCAGCCUCCUACUCCCCAAGAACGCCCUCUUCGCGUGAAACGAUCCCGCAAGCCAAAUAUCGGCCUCGAUAUGGAUGACGAAGCCGGUGCUUCAGGUGACACCGCCGCCGAAGGUGGUGCGGAUGCCGGCGCUGGGGCUUCAUCGGCCUCGUGGCCUCGACUAGCUCCAGCCCCAACACAAGAGGAAAUGACAUCCUCCUUCCGCAUCCAGACAGACCGCAACGGAUCAGGCGCCGAGAAAGAUACCGGUGCCAGCGAGCACGACAGCCAACCGCGGGAUUCUCCUUUGCGAGAACAAGCCGCAGACCCGUCUGCAGAGAACUCCGCAACGCCCAUGGAUCUGGAUACCAAAGAGCCCAAAGAGGAAAGUCAAGGGUGA